CUAAUGGGAGGCUGGAGUUGAUAGUUUUCACGUGAGACGUGAUGAAAAUAUAACUUGUACUGCGUCGAGGCAGCAGAUACUCCGUUGUACGUGGACUGAGGAAGUAGUCAGGCACAGGCAAAGUAUUUGUAGGUGUCAGUAUUAGUACUGCAGUACUUGUACUUCUGAGUCUGCACAUGUUUAUGUACCAGUGACUUCUGCUUCUCUUUGGUCCCAGGACCAGUGGAGAGACAACAUGGUUCGGUGGUUCCACAGAGACAUCACAGGAAUAGAGGCUGAGAACAUCCUCCAGGACCGAGGAACCCAUGGCAGUUUCCUGGCCCGGCCCAGUAAGAAGAACGUCGGCGACUUCUCCCUGUCGGUCAGGGUGGGGGAGAUGGUGACACACAUCCGCAUACAGAACACCGGAGACUUCUACGACCUGUACGGCGGGGAGAAGUUCGCCACGCUGUCCGAGCUGGUGGAGUACUACACGGCCGAGAACGGAAUCCUACAGGACAAGGACGGUACUGUCAUCGAGCUCAAGUACCCGGUCAACUGCUCCGACCCGACCACAGAGAGGUGGUUCCAUGGACACCUGUCUGGGACCAACGCUGAGAAGAUGCUGGGAACACGAGACGAGCCCGGAACCUUCCUGGUCCGAGAGUCUCUGUCCGAACCAGGAGACUUCGUCCUCUCUGCUCUGACGGACGGAAUCAGCAAAAGUGGCGGGAGACGCGUCUCUCACAUCAAGAUCAAGUGUCAGAACGGCAGGUACACAGUGGGCGGCUCCGAGAUGUUCGACACACUGACCGACCUGGUGGAGUUCUACAAACGGAAGGGCAUCGAGGAAGUCUCUGGAACCUGGGUGCACCUCAAACAGCCAUUUUACAGCACCAGAGUGAACGCAGCCCAGAUUGACAGCAGGGUGAGGGAACUGAAUCAGACCACGCAGGUGGAGGCUGAGGGGGUGAAGAGCAAAGCUGGAUUCUGGGAGGAGUUUGAUGUUCUGCAGAAGUUGGAGACGAAGGUGAAGAAGAGCAGAGAGGAAGGACAACGACCUGAGAACAAGAGCAAGAACCGAUACAAGAACAUUCUUCCCUUCAACGACACCAGGGUCAUCCUGCAGGACGCCGACCCCAACACCGUGGGCUCGGACUACAUCAACGCCAACUACGUUAAAAACAACCUGUGGGAGGCCGGGGGUCAGCAGGACUACAUCGCCGCCCAGGGGUGCUUAGCAACAACUGUCAACGAUUUCUGGCAGAUGGUGUGGCAGGAAAAAACACAAGUGAUCGUCAUGACAACCAGAGAGGUCGAGAAAGGACGGAACAAAUGUGUCCCCUACUGGCCAGACAGAAAUACCUCCAAGGACAUGGGACGCUACGUAGUGAGCAACGAGUCAGAGAGAGAAGCAACCGACUAUACAGUCAAAGUUUUGGAGGUGGCUCCAAAAGACAUGCCCAAAAAGGCUCGCAAAGUUUGGCACUUCCAUUACCUGAGCUGGCCUGACCACGGUGUUCCUCAGCAGCCAGGGGGCGUCCUCAGCUUCCUCACUCAGGUCAAUCGUAAACAAGCUGAAUGUCCUGAUGCUGGACCCAUCAUCGUGCACUGCAGCGCUGGAAUCGGACGGACAGGGACCAUCAUGGUGAUCGACAUGAUUCUCAAAACAAUUGAUGCUCAGGGUCUGGACGUUGACAUUGACAUCCCAAAAUACAUUCAGAUGGUGAGGGAGCAGCGCUCCGGGAUGGUCCAGACUGAGGCCCAGUACAAGUUCAUCUACCUGGCCGUGUCCGAGUACAUCCAGACCACCACCGCCAAGGAGAACGCCUCCAUGGAAACGGAGACAGAGUAUGGAAACCUGAAGCUCAAACACCAGCCGGUCAGCAGAAGGGCCUCAAAGAACACGGAGGAUGUUUAUGAGAAUCUGUCAAAAGGGAAGAAGAAUGUACUGAAGAAAAAGUCGGAGAAAACGAGCGGCUCGUUGCGAAAAAAAUAAAAAGUGUUUGUGAAAAUAUAUUUAUGUAAGGACAGUUUGUUUGUCAGAGAACAAUAAUUUAUGUAGUUUUAAAUACAAAUAUUUUCAUUGUACUGUACAACAAAGCAUUGUAGUACAAAAUAAAAUUAUUUUUCCCCCUUGUA
This is a messenger RNA of Cynoglossus semilaevis (tongue sole), 2121 nucleotides long. RefSeq names its product protein tyrosine phosphatase non-receptor type 6 (gene ptpn6). Lineage: Eukaryota; Metazoa; Chordata; Actinopteri; Pleuronectiformes; Cynoglossidae. The record is from RefSeq and is a predicted model, not a curated record. Gene Ontology annotation, molecular function: non-membrane spanning protein tyrosine phosphatase activity; phosphotyrosine residue binding. Gene Ontology annotation, biological process: cell differentiation; peptidyl-tyrosine dephosphorylation; mitotic cell cycle. Gene Ontology annotation, cellular component: cytoplasm. The transcript is spliced from 15 exons. Bases 236 to 1978 code for a protein of 580 amino acids.